Eremothecium gossypii ATCC 10895 is the source of this 3042-nucleotide messenger RNA. RefSeq names its product E1 ubiquitin-activating protein UBA1 (gene UBA1). Gene Ontology annotation, cellular component: cytoplasm; SUMO activating enzyme complex. The transcript has a single exon. Gene Ontology annotation, molecular function: SUMO activating enzyme activity. Lineage: Eukaryota; Fungi; Ascomycota; Saccharomycetes; Saccharomycetales; Saccharomycetaceae. Gene Ontology annotation, biological process: protein sumoylation. The coding region runs from base 1 to 3042 and encodes 1013 amino acids. The record is from RefSeq and is marked provisional.
AUGUCCAAGAGUGAUGAUAUCGACGAGAGCUUGUACUCGCGGCAGCUAUAUGUGUUGGGGAAGGAGGCGAUGUUGAAGAUGCAGGUGUCGAAUGUGCUUGUUGUGGGCGUGACGGGGUUGGGCGUGGAGAUUGCCAAGAACGUGGCGCUCGCGGGCGUGAGGUCGCUUACGCUCUAUGACCCCGAGGCGGUUACAGUACAAGAUCUAGCGACACAGUUCUUCCUCCGAGAGAGCGACGUGGGGCAGCGGCGGGAUCACGUGACCGCACCGCGGCUCGCCGAGUUGAACUCGUACGUGCCGGUGCGGGUAGCGGAGAGCCUUGAGGAGGCGCGCCUCGGCGAGUUCCAAGUGAUCGUAGCGACCAACACGGUGCCGCUGGCGGAGCGGCUGCGGCUCAACCGGUACGCGCACGCGCACGGUGUCCGGUUCAUCGCGGCGGAGACGCGGGGGUUAUUCGGGCAGAUAUUCGUGGAUCUAGGCGAGGAUUUUACGGUGAUCGAUAGCACGGGAGAGGAUCCGAAGUCCGGGAUUGUGUCGGACAUUGAGGCGGACGGCACGGUGACGAUGCUAGACGACAGCCGCCACAACUUGGAGGACGGCGACUACGUGCGGUUCACGGAGGUGGAUGGCCUCGAGGGGCUCAACGACGGGACGCCGUACAAGGUCGAGGUGUUGGGGCCGUUCGCGUUUCGUAUUGGCUCGGUGGAGAAGUUCGGCGUAUACAAGAAGGGCGGCAUCUUCACGCAGGUGAAAAUGCCCGCGAAGCUUUCGUUCAAGAGCUACGAGGAGGCCUUGAGGGAUCCGGAAUACCUUGUUUCUGAUUUCAGCAAGUUUGAUAGGCCGGCCCAGUUGCAUUUGGGCUUCCAGGCGCUCCAUCUGUUUGCCGAAAAGAACAACGGACAAUACCCACGGCCGUCGAACGAGGAGGACGCGAACAAUUUGAUCAAGCUUGCUAGCGACAUGGCCGAGCAGCAGCCCCAGAUCCUUGGCGAGAGCGAGUUGGACAGGGACUUGCUACGCGAGCUCUCAUAUCAGGCAAGAGGCGACAUUGCCGGCAUGGUGGCAUUUUUCGGCGGGCUUGCGGCGCAAGAGGUUCUCAAGGCAUGCUCCGGCAAGUUCACGCCACUAAAGCAGUUCAUGUACUUUGAUUCUCUAGAGUCUUUGCCAGAUCCGGCCAAGUACCCCAGAACCGAAGCCACCACGGCCCCGAUACAGUCGCGCUAUGACAACCAAAUCGCAGUCUUUGGGCUUGACUUCCAGCGUGCGCUUGCGAACUUGAAGAUAUUUUUGGUGGGCUCUGGCGCCAUUGGGUGCGAGAUGUUGAAAAACUGGGCCCUAAUGGGCGUUGGCUCUGGUCCAGAGGGCAAAAUUAUGGUCACGGACAAUGACUCCAUUGAGAAAUCCAACUUGAACCGGCAGUUCUUGUUUCGUCCAAAGGACGUCGGAAGAAACAAAUCGGAGGUGGCAGCAGCGGCCACGAUAGAGAUGAACCCCGACUUGGCUGGCCACAUUGAUGCUAAGUGCGACAAAGUCGGCCCUGAGACGGAGCACAUCUUCGACAGCGACUUCUGGAACUCGUUAGAUAUUGUCACUAACGCCUUAGAUAACGUCGAUGCGCGUACGUAUGUCGAUCGCCGCUGCGUGUUCUACCGCAAGCCAUUGCUAGAAUCGGGAACAUUGGGAACCAAGGGCAAUACACAGGUCGUUAUUCCAAACCUCACGGAAUCAUACUCUUCGUCUAGAGACCCUCCUGAGAAGUCCAUUCCACUAUGUACCUUGCGGUCAUUCCCAAACAAGAUAGACCAUACAAUUGCCUGGGCCAAGUCUUUGUUCCAUGGAUACUUUACAGAAACUCCCGAAAAUGUAAACACCUACUUGACCCAGCCUAACUUUGUGGAACAAACCUUAAAGCAGUCGAGCGAUAUCCGAGGGAUUUUGGAACCAAUUGUUGCCUCGCUAAGCGACCGCCCGUACAACUACGAGGAUUGCAUCAAGUGGGCCAGAUUGGAAUUUGAAAAGAAGUACAAUGAUGAUAUUCAGCAACUAUUAUACAACUUCCCUAAGGAUGCAAAGACCUCUACGGGCGCGCCAUUCUGGUCGGGUCCAAAACGGGCUCCUGAACCGUUGAUCUUUGACAUCAACAAUCCUUCCCACUUCCAAUUCAUAGUAGCCGGUUCCAGUCUACGUGCAUACUGCUAUGGCCUAAAAGGCGAUGACGGACAUUUCGAUGUUGAGUUCUAUAAGAAAGUUUUGUCGAAUGUUGAGGUUCCAGAGUUUACCCCAAGGUCAGACGUCAAAAUUCAAGCUAAUGAUGAUGAACCUGAUCCAAACGCCAAUGCAAAGUUCGAAGAUGACGUUAUGGACCAGUUGGCCUCUUCUUUGCCAGAACCUGCAACUCUAGCAGGGUUCAGUAUGGUUCCUGCAGAAUUUGAAAAAGAUGAUGACACAAACCAUCACAUUGAGUUUAUUACAGCGGCCUCGAACUGCAGGGCUAUGAACUAUAACAUUGAACCCGCUGAUCACCAAAAAACCAAGUUUAUUGCGGGGCGUAUCAUUCCCGCUAUUGCAACAACCACCGGUUUGGUAACUGGCUUAGUGAAUCUAGAGUUGUACAAGGUGGUGGACCACAAGAUGGAUAUAGAGAAGUACAAAAACGGUUUCGUCAACUUGGCCCUACCAUUCUUCGGCUUUUCUGAACCAAUUGCUUCUCCUCAGGGUAAGUACAACGACCAAACGUACGACAAGAUAUGGGAUAGGUUUGAUAUCCAGGGAGAUAUCAAGUUGAAAGAUUUGAUAGAUUACUUUAAGAACCAAAAGGGUCUAGAGGUCACAAUGUUAUCCUACGGCGUUUCCUUGUUAUACGCUUCCUUUUUCCCCCCUAAAAAGUUAAAGGAUAGGUUAAAUCUGCCUAUUACUGAAGUCGUUAAAUCCGUCACCAAGUCCGAAAUACCUGCUCAUGUUAAGACCAUGAUUCUCGAAAUAUGUGUAGACGAUCAAGAAGGUGAGGAUGUGGAAGUGCCUUAUGUGACCAUCCACUUAUAA